AUGACAAUGGAGAUAUUUAACCAAAACAAUCGCAAAUUAAUCAGUUUGAUAGCACUUAUUCUACAAACAACUAGUAUUGUUCUUGUACUACGUUAUUCACGUACACGGAAAGCUGAACCAUAUAUAUCAUCAACAGCUAUUGUUGCUUCAGAAUUUCUCAAAGGAUUAAUUUGUAUUAUUCUUGUUUGGUUUGAAACAGAUUGUUCAUUGAAUCGUUUGAUAAAAAAAUUACAUGAUGAAAUCUAUGGUAAACCACAUGAAACAUUAAAAUUAACUAUACCAAGUGGAUUAUAUGCUAUUCAAAAUAAUCUUCUUUUUAUUGCAUUAUCUUAUUUAAAUGCUGCAACUUAUCAAGUGACAUAUCAAUUAAAAAUUUUAACAACAGCACUUUGUUGUGUUUUUAUGCUUGGUAAAAAAAUAGAAAAACAUCAAUGGAUAUCUUUAUGUAUGCUUGCAAUUGGUGUUGCAUUUGUUACAUGGCCAUCAUCAGAUGAAGGUAAUAAACGUUUAUCAACACAAACUCCAAAAUCUUGGUUACAACAAUUUAUUGGUUUGGGUGCUGUAUUAAUGGCAACCUUAACAUCGGGUUUUGCUGGUGUCUAUUUUGAGAAAAUACUCAAAACUGGACCUACUUCUGUUUGGGUUCGAAAUAUUCAAUUAGCUAUAUUCGGAACUAUUUUUGGUUUAGUAAUUGUCUAUAUUUUUGAUUAUAAAGCUGUGAUGGAAAAAGGCUUUUUCCAAGGAUAUUCAACAGUUGUAUGGAUUGUUAUUUUUCUUCAAGCUAUUGGUGGUUUAAUAAUAGCUGCUGUGAUUAAAUAUGCUGACAAUAUUAUCAAAGGUUUUGCUACUUCUCUUUCAAUUAUUCUUUCAUCAGCUGUUUCAUAUUUCAUUUUAAAUGAUUUUAUACCCUCAUUAUUUUUCUUUAUCGGUGCAAUGUUAGUUAUAACGGCUACAUUUCUUUAUGGAUGGGAAAGAAAAGUGAAACUGAUACCACUAAAUGAUCAAAAACGAUGA
Rotaria sordida is the source of this 1014-nucleotide messenger RNA. The record is from the annotation of a GenBank genome assembly. Lineage: Eukaryota; Metazoa; Rotifera; Eurotatoria; Philodinida; Philodinidae.